ACAGUGAAAAAAAAAGGGAAAGAAAUGUGAGAGUAUUCUUGUUGCGCCUUCAACCCUUCAAACACUCUUCAAAAUUUUCAGCCCCUCAACAGAAACCCUCUCUCUUCCACACACACACUGAAUGGUACGAGAGUUAUUUGCCAUGGAGCAGCUCUAUGCACAGUGAAUGGUGCUGUUAGGUAAUCGCAUAAUUUUAGAAGUUGAAGGGUCAAACUGAAGCAGAUGGAUGUGAUUGAAUCCAUUGAUGAUCUCCAAGUGCAAGAUCCACCCGGAGAAGAUUUCUGCUCAGCCGAUUUGGAUUGGGUCAAGCUUAGGAGUGCAGAGCGAUGUGAUGAAGUUGCUCUUAUACCUUAUGAUCGGGUUGAUGCAUUCAUCAUUGGAGAAUGUUCUACUUUAGAGUGCCCAACUAGGUUCCACAUCGAGAGGGGCCGGAAACGAUCCCCAGGAAGCUUAAAGGAAUACAAGAAUGAUGAGUAUUUGGAGUAUAGGCUGUAUUGGUGUUCUUUUGGACCUGAAAAUUAUGGAGAAGGUGGAGGUACAUUGCCAAGUAGAAGGUAUCGGCUAAACACUCGAAAUCGUGCAGCCAGGCCUCAAUCUAUGCGGGGAUGUACAUGCAAUUUUGUUGUGAAGCGUCUGUAUGCCCGUCCAUCCCUUGUGCUUCUUAUAUAUAAUGAGAGACGUCAUGUGAAUAAAGCAGGUUUUGUCUGCCAUGGUCCCCUAGAUAAGGAUGCAAUAGGCCCUGGCGCCAAGAAGAUUCCGUAUGUUUGUAGUGAGAUUCAACAGCAAACUAUGUCUAUGAUAUAUCUUGGUAUACCCGAGGAAAAUGUGUUGGAGAAACAUAUUGAGGGGGUUCAACGCUAUUGUGGUCCUGAUCCAAAAGUGAAAACCCAUGCUUCACAAUAUGUGCAGAAACUUGGGAUGAUUAUUAAGCGUUCCACUCAAGAGUUGGAUCUCGAUGAUGAAGCAAGCAUCCGUUUGUGGGCUGAGCGGAACAAGAAGUCCAUUUUCUUUUAUCGAGAUACGUCAGAAAACGAGCCUUUUAUUUUAGGAAUACAGACUGAAUGGCAGCUGCAACAAAUGAUCCGGUUUGGCCAUCGCAGUAUCAUAGCAGCUGAUUCAACAUUUGGAAUUAAGAGACUAAAGUAUCCAUUGUGCACACUUCUUGUUUUUGACUCAAGAGGACAUGCGCUCCCUGUUGCUUGGAUCAUUACCCGCAGUAUUGCUAAGCCAGAUGUCAGUAUAUGGAUGAAAUCACUACUUGAUCGAGUUCACUCAGUUGACCAUGGAUGGAAAGCCAGCGGAUUUAUAGUUGACGAUGCUGCUGCAGAGAUUGAGCCCAUAAGGGAGACAUUUUCUUGCCCUGUACUUUUUUCCCUCUGGCGGGUUCGUAGGUCAUGGCUGAGACAUAUAGUUAAGAAAUGUACUAACAUUGAAGUCCAGAGGGAGAUCUUUAAACGUUUGGGUCAAAUAGUGUACGGCAUUUGGGGAGGAAUGAAUCUUAACGUUGCUUUAGAAGAGCUUAUGCUGGAUUGUGUCGAUCAAACUUCCUUUAUGCAAUAUUUCAAAGAUUCUUGGCUCCCUAAGAUCGAAAUGUGGCUCGAGUUAAUGAAGACUGUGCCACUUGCAAGCCAGGAAGCAUCCGGUGCAAUUGAAGCAUAUCACGUGAAGCUGAAAACUAGACUGUACGAUGAUUCACAUCUUGGUUCCCUCCAGAGGGUUGAUUGGCUAGUUCAUAAGUUGACAACUGAGUUGCACUCUAGCUACUGGCUUGACCGCUAUGCAGAUGAAAGUGAUUUAUUUCCAAACGUGAAGGAGGAAUACAUGGCUUCGACUUCAUGGUAUCGAGCUCUCCAAAUUCCCAACGCUUCUGUUUCCUUUGAUGAAAAAGACCAACUUUUUGCUAAAGUGCUCAGUCAAAAUGACAGCAGCCAAAGUAAACUAGUCUGGAAUCCUGGUUCUGAAUUUGCUCAUUGUGACUGUGAAUGGGCGUUGCAAGGGAACCUAUGCAAGCAUGUGAUUAAGGUCAAUAUGAUUUGUGGUAAUAUGCCUCACUACCAAUCUUCCUUAUCGUUUCAGUCACUUAAAACUAUGUUAAUGGAUCUCUGGAAGAAGCCAAUGGAUGAUUCUGUAUCAAUGGACCUGUCAACUGCCUGGACAUUACAAGUUCUCGACCAAGUCCAGAAGCUCGUGGAGUUGGAUGAUUCCAAUAAUAUAGGUCUUGUUGUAGACAAUAUGCCGCUAAAAUGGGCUGCUAAACGAGUCAGAACAUCAUCACCUGGCAGACAGUCACAACCCUCUGUGUUGCCAGGACCCUCCAAGAGUUCUGCUACUAAUAAGAGUGGGAAGAGGAAGAAAUUGUAGCACCUAAGAUGAUCCUUUGGCAUUGAUCCGGGGAUUGAAAUCGUGUGUCUGAUGUCAUUGAUGAGGCACUCAUGGCACAAGAUGAUAAGAAAGAUGGGAAAACACCAAUGAAGCACAUGGCUGUGACUGCCAGUGGCAGUGAACUCAGGUUGGCCAUGAAAUUGCUCUGAGCAUAGGAGAUUGGAUUACCACUGCAUUCUUGGUAUUUGGUUUUGCCAUCGGACGAUGUUCUACCAGCCUUCACCCUCAACAGUUUGUUAUAGUAGAAGCAAACAUCGCGAUGAAACGUUAAAAAAUCCGACUUGUGCAUGGUUUUGCAGGUAACAACAGAAUGCAAUCUUGCUUAACUAUGCUUUCACUUUUCGGACAAGUUGUAGUAAGACUGUUAAAUCACCACCCAAGCCCCGAACAUGGUCUGUUGAGUGUAUAUCCGUGAACCAUUUUAUUAUGUUACCUCUCUCUCUCUCUCUCUCACCGUGUAAACAGCGAUGGACCAGUUGUGUUUUCUUUAGCUCAUUGGUUUGCAGGUUAUUCAGAGUCAUAUUUUAUCCCAUAUGUGUUAACUUGAGUAUGAGUAGCUUAUCUUUCCA
Molecule: messenger RNA, 2951 nt
Organism: Salvia hispanica
Lineage: Eukaryota; Viridiplantae; Streptophyta; Magnoliopsida; Lamiales; Lamiaceae
Product: SWIM zinc finger family protein
Molecular function (GO): zinc ion binding
Source: RefSeq, a predicted model, not a curated record